UCAUGUGGAAGAUGACCUGAAUGUAUGGCGUGAUACGUCAUGACGCUAGCCUCCGGUCUCUGCCCGGACCCAGGUGCGUUGUCUAUGGCGCGUUAGUUCCCCUAGAGCGUCCCGUAUCCUUCCGGAGGUGGCCCCGCCUUUGGGGCGGGGAGGAAGACUGGUUUUGGCGGGAAUUGGAAGGCUGUUAGGGGAAAAAAACAACAAUGCAGGCAUUUCUGAAAGGUCCAGUCAAUGCUAAACCUCUGUCUACUAAAGAACGGGGAGUUGCUGCGACUGCGGGAUGCAGUGGGGAGAGCAAGAAGCUCAGACCCAUCCCUUGGGUGGAAAAAUACCGUCCAAAAUGCAUGGAUGAAGUUGCGUUUCAAGAGGAAGUUGUUGCAGUACUGAAGAAAUCCUUACAGGGAGUUGAUCUUCCCAACCUCUUGUUCUAUGGCCCUCCUGGAACUGGGAAAACAUCUACUAUCUUGGCAGCAGCUAGAGAACUCUUUGGUCCUGAACUGUUCCGGCAGAGAGUCCUUGAGUUAAAUGCAUCUGAUGAACGUGGAAUACAAGUCAUUCGGGAGAAAGUCAAGAAUUUUGCUCAGUUGACAGUAUCGGGAAAUCGUUCAGACAACAAGCCAUGUCCGCCUUUUAAGAUCAUAAUCCUGGAUGAAGCAGAUUCUAUGACCUCAGCAGCCCAAGCAGCUUUAAGGCGCACCAUGGAGAAAGAAUCGAAGACCACACGAUUCUGCCUUAUCUGUAAUUACAUCAGCCGGAUAAUUGAACCAAUUACAUCUCGAUGUUCCAAAUUUCGUUUCAAGCCACUUUCUGACAAAAUCCAACGGCAGAGACUGCUAGACAUUGCUGAAAAGGAGAAUGUGAUGGUCAGCAAUGAGGCAAUUGAUUACCUUGUUCAUGUGGCAGAAGGAGAUUUGAGAAAAGCCAUCACGCUUCUUCAGAGUGCUACACGACUGACAGGGGGAAAAGAGGUGACAGAGAAAGUUGUUACUGAAAUUGCAGGGGUUGUCCCUAAAGAAAUGUUGGAUGGACUGCUAAGUGCCUGUCAGAGUGGUUCUUUUGAAAAGCUGGAAGCGGUAACAAAGAAUGUGAUCAGUGAAGGCUAUGCAGCUACUCAACUUAUAAAUCAGCUUCACGAUAUCAUUGUUGAGAAAGAAGACCUCAGUGACAAGCAGAAAUCUGUGAUUGUAGAGAAAUUUGCUGAAGCAGACAAGUGCUUGGCAGAUGGUUCUGAUGAGUUCUUGCAGUUGAUCAGCCUCUGUGCAGUAGUGAUGCAACAGCUAAUUCAGAAUAGCUAACUGUAGGGAAUAAGUGUCCUUUUGCUAUAAUAGACUUUUUCUCUGCAGUGUUGGCACACUGUUUGCAAACUGUUCUGUAAAUAAAGGUAGUCAGAAAAAGA
This is a messenger RNA of Python bivittatus (Burmese python), 1396 nucleotides long. It is a transcript of the gene RFC4, whose product is annotated as replication factor C subunit 4. Gene Ontology annotation, cellular component: nucleus; DNA replication factor C complex. NCBI's taxonomy places the organism in Eukaryota, Metazoa, Chordata, Lepidosauria, Squamata, Pythonidae. Gene Ontology annotation, molecular function: DNA binding; DNA clamp loader activity; ATP binding. Gene Ontology annotation, biological process: DNA repair; DNA-templated DNA replication. The record is from RefSeq and is a predicted model, not a curated record.